This is a messenger RNA of Meloidogyne enterolobii, 3525 nucleotides long. The record is from the annotation of a GenBank genome assembly. Lineage: Eukaryota; Metazoa; Nematoda; Chromadorea; Rhabditida; Meloidogynidae.
AUGACAGACGCAAAUACAGGCAAAAGGCCUUAUAUUCGCCUAACUGGAGGACUUCGAAAUAUGUCUAGACCUAUUGGAGGUGAAGUUAGGAUGCGUUGUGAAGCAACUGGUUCUCCUCUUCCACUUCAAUUUACUUGGUUAAAGAAUUUAGCCCCAUUAGAGAAAAGUAGAAGAUUUCGCCUUAAAAACAAAGAAAUGACUAGCAAGUUGGUUAUUGUGGAACUUGAUGUAUUAGAUUCUGGGUAUUAUCAGUGCUCGGCUAGCAAUGCUGCUGGAAGUGUUAAUAGUACUGCUGUGCUUAGGGUUUCCCAACAACCAAUUUCAACUUUUUCUUUAAACAAAAAAAGACCUCCAUUAACAACUGACGAAGGAGGUCGACGUGGUCAUCAUCGACACCAUUUAAAACAAAAACAGCAACUAGAAGAAGAUUUGGGUGAAGACGAGGAAAACAACGAUUACGAAGGAUUUUAUGAUAAUUAUCCGGAUGAUGAGAUGAAUGUUAACAACAAUAACGACCACCAUCACUCACACCCAGACAAUUCCUGGCGAGUUCCCAACACUGCAGCAGGUCCAGGCUAUGUCCCUUUAAGAAGAGGAACAGAUUCGGAUGGACGUUGGCUAGAUGGACAAACAAUUAGAAAAGGAGAUUGUAUUGUCUAUAGAGGAGAGGCUUGUUCUUCCUUUCUUGAAGGAAAACAUGUGAAGGUUUUGGUUGAUAGAGAAAGUAUUUAUGAUGCAGAAAAGGAUUUGUUGGCGGCGUUAAUGACCGUCCGUGUUGUCCCAGGCAUUUCAGAACAAUGCAAACAUUAUAUGCAUCAAACAGCUUGUUAUCACAUGUUCAAAAUAUGUGAACCUUCCAUUAAUUCACUGGGAAGUUUGCCUUCUGGAUCUGACAUAGUUUCUCUUUGUCGUGAGGAUUGUGAUAAUUUAAAGAAUUCUGUCUGUCCAAACGAAUUUUCAAUGGCUUCUCAUCACGAGUUAAUCGGUGAUGGGCCAAAGGCGCUUCUUCCAAAUUGUGAAUCACUUCCUCUAUCAGCACAAAAUUGUCUACACAUUUUUGAAGGAAUUAAGUCUCCCUCAACUCCAAAUAACCCUUCACCCGCAUCACACUGGUGUUUCAAAGGUUUUGGUACCAAAUAUCAAGGAACAGCAGCAAUUACCCGAAGUAACAGGCCUUGUAUUGAUUGGCCAAAUUCAGUCAAUGGAGAAUUUAAUACCGGAGUACAUCCAGAGCUUAGAAACGCAAAGAAUUAUUGCAGAAACCCUUCAAGGCACUCACAGUUCAGUGAGCCGUGGUGCUAUACUUUCUCUCCAGGCGGUCAGUCACUGCUUGCUGAGCCUUGCAAUGUGCCUCGUUGCCCACCAAAUAUUUAUAAAGAAUUGGAUGAUUCUCCUCUAAUAGGAACAACAACAACAAAUAAUAACAUUUUCGACUCAUUUUCUUCCUUUUGGCAUUCACUUUCAACCCAAUCACAACUUUUAGCCUUUACUACAGCACUUGGAGCACUUUUAGUUUUCUUAUUUUUAUUUUUUAUUUGUUGUGUUUGUUGUUGUAAAAAUACUAGAAGAAGUAGAAGAAGAAGAAGAAAAUAUGCUAAAAAUAGUGGGGGAGAAGGAGAAGGAUUGGGGGGAGGUGGAGGAGAAAGAGGAGAAGUUUGUGUUGGACAAUGUUUACAACAACCAGAAAGUGCAAGUUCUAUGCUUUCUGGAAGUUUAGCUCAACAACAAAAAUUAGCAGCUAUACAACAUCAACAAAAUAUUUUGUUACAUAAUUGUAAUGGGAUAAACCCCCAGGGACUUGUUGGGGGAGGAGGAGGAAGUGCUGGAGGUGGUGGAGGGGGGUCAACUACACUCUCUGGAAGUGAUAUGAAUUCUGCUUUUUAUAGAAAAGUUAGAGAUGAAAGAAUGAGGCAAGGAGGAGGGGGAGGAUGUUGUAAUGAAGAGUUACUUAAUCCUUUACUUUCUGAACAAUAUCAUGUAGCUUCUGGUGGAUAUCAACAGCAACAACAACAAUUAUUUGAAAUGCCCCAACAACAACAAUUUAGAUAUUGGGAAAAUAGUGGAACUUUAAAUUCUGCAGUAGCAUAUCCUCAACAUGGGUCUUAUUAUGCUCCACAAUCUAUCAAAUCUCAACAGCCAUACAACAACAGUCCACAUACUGAACCACCACCUGCAGAACCAUAUCAAAUUGCACAUAUACAAGAACGUCAAAUUAAAUUUUUGGACCGAAUUUUGGGUGAAGAUGCAAGUACACAAUUAAUUUUGGGUGAAUGGGUUGGAGGAAUGUUGAGUGGAGCUGCUUUACAAGUUGUUCUAAAAACCUUAAAAUCAAAUAUUCCUCAACACGUAGCAGAAGAGCAAUUUAAAGAAGAAAUUCAAGCCAUUGGGUUUUUUGAGCACCCAAACAUUUUGCGUCUUUUUGGCGUCAGUUUUCUUGGUGGAAGAAAUUUGUGUGCCGUUUUUGAUUAUAUGGUUCAUGGAGAUUUGAUUGAAUUUUUAAAAGUUAGAGAGCCUAGAGGCGAAAAUGAACAGGAUGAGCAAGAAGAAAGGCAAAGAAAUGUUCAAGAUUUUCUCAAAAUUUCAACUCAAAUAACUUGUGGAAUGGCUUAUUUGGCUUCAAAUGGAUUUGUACAUAAAGACCUUUCUGCAAGAAAUUGUUUAGUUGGUGAUCAACAAAUUAUUAAAAUUUGUAAUUUUGCGAGGAUGAAAAGCCAAUAUGAACGGGAUUAUUAUAGGCUAAACAGCAGUUGUAGAGGUGUUCCACUUCGUUGGAUGUCAAAAGAAGCAUUAAAUGAAGGAAGAUAUGGACAAGCUAGCGAUGUUUAUUCUUUUGGUGUUUGUUUAUGGGAAAUUUAUACCUAUGGAAGGCAACCUUAUGAAGGCUGUACAGACGAACAAGUUAUUCAAUUUGUCCAAGAAGGAAGUUAUUUAGCUAUCCCAGAAUUUUGCCCUCCUGCUGUUUAUGCACAAAUGGUUGAAUGUUUUAAUGAAAAUGCUAGCCGUAGACCGACAUUUGCUGAAUUAAAUUCGAAAUUUCAGAAAUGGUGUCAAUCAAACCAAACAUCUGCUUUACAUAUCCAACAACAUCGAGCUACAAGUUCUGUAAAUUCUGGAGGUUCUGGAAGUGGAAUAACAACAUCAAAUAUUGGAGGACCAACAAAUGGAUAUUUGUCUAAUAGAAAUUUAAGACAAGGAGGAGGAUAUUCUUCUGUUGGUGGUGGAAUUAAUGUUCCUUCACCUGCUCCAAAUAAUUGUUCAAAUAUUUUGGCUGGAAAUUUUGUUGUUGAAAAUGGAAAUGUUAAUAAAAAUGGAGGAUGUUGUUCUAAUAAUAAUAUUGUACAUAGUACUCCAAUAGCCCAACACGCCAACAAUAACAAUAACAACCAAAUUGAAGACAAUAAUAUUAAAAAGAAAAAUUUAAAACCAAUUCCAAUGGCAAGACGGCGACAAGCAUUUACAGAUGAGGAUGAUUUAGAUGAAGAAGAAGAUGAUGAUUAUAGUAGUGAGGAAAGUAAUGGAAGUUGA